AUGGCGUCAGCCGUCUUCUUUCUGGACCUCAAGGGCAAGACCCUGUUGGCCCGCAACUAUAGGGGAGACAUUCCUAUGUCGGCGGUCGAAAAGUUCCCCGUACUCCUUAGCGAAGCUGAAGAGGAAUCGUCCGCAGUUCCGCCUUGUUUUUCCCACGAGGGCAUCAACUACCUCUAUAUCCGACACAACAAUCUUUAUCUACUCGCGCUCACGAAACGAAACACCAAUGCUGCCGAAAUUCUUCUCUUUCUCCACAAGAUUGUGGAGGUAUUUACGGAAUAUUUCAAGGCCCUGGAAGAGGAGUCAAUUCGCGACAACUUUGUUAUCAUCUACGAACUCCUCGACGAAAUGAUGGACUUUGGAUACCCCCAGACAACCGAGUCAAAGAUCCUCCAAGAGUACAUCACGCAAGAGUCGCACAAACUCGAGAUACAAGCCCGGCCGCCUAUCGCCGUUACGAACGCUGUUUCAUGGCGUUCUGAGGGUAUCCGUUACCGGAAGAACGAAGUCUUUCUUGAUGUUGUCGAAUCCCUUAACCUUCUGGUGUCUGCCAACGGCAAUGUACUCCGUUCUGAAAUUUUGGGGGCCAUCAAGAUGAAAUGCUAUUUGUCGGGCAUGCCUGAGUUGCGGUUGGGGCUUAAUGACAAGGUCAUGUUCGAGACCACGGGGCGGACAACGCGCGGCAAAGCGAUCGAGAUGGAGGACGUCAAGUUCCACCAGUGUGUGCGGCUCUCGCGGUUCGAGAACGACCGCACCAUCAGCUUCAUCCCGCCUGAUGGAGAGUUCGAGCUCAUGUCAUACCGCCUCAACACCCAGGUCAAGCCUCUCAUCUGGGUGGAAUGUGUCGUCGAGUCGCAUAGCGGGUCCCGUAUCGAGUACAUGCUCAAAGCAAGGGCCCAGUUCAAGCGCCGCAGCACGGCCAACAAUGUCGAAAUAAUAGUACCUGUCCCCGAUGACGCCGAUACCCCACGCUUCCGCACAAACGUCGGUUCGGUGCACUACGCCCCCGAGCAAAGUGCCAUCGUAUGGAAGAUUAAACAGUUUGGUGGUGGCAAGGAGUUUCUCAUGCGUGCCGAGUUGGGCCUUCCCAGUGUCCGGGGUGACGAUGAGCAUGGUGGUGGCAUGACUGGCGGGUUCGGUGGGAGCAUGGGCGGUGUUGGGGCUCCUGGAAAGGGAGCGAAGCGCCCAAUUCAGGUCAAGUUUGAGAUUCCUUACUUCACGACGAGUGGAAUUCAGGUCCGGUAUUUGAAGAUCACGGAACCAAAGUUACAAUACCCCUCCUUGCCAUGGGUGCGUUACAUUACACAAUCUGGAGAUAUUGCCGUUAGGUUACCUGAUGCGGUAUAA
Dichotomopilus funicola is the source of this 1347-nucleotide messenger RNA. RefSeq names its product AP-1 complex subunit MU-1. The record is from RefSeq and is a predicted model, not a curated record. Gene Ontology annotation, cellular component: clathrin-coated vesicle; clathrin adaptor complex. The transcript is spliced from 3 exons. The coding region runs from base 1 to 1347 and encodes 448 amino acids. Gene Ontology annotation, molecular function: clathrin-cargo adaptor activity. Gene Ontology annotation, biological process: intracellular protein transport; vesicle-mediated transport. Lineage: Eukaryota; Fungi; Ascomycota; Sordariomycetes; Sordariales; Chaetomiaceae.